This is a messenger RNA of Tachysurus fulvidraco (yellow catfish), 2320 nucleotides long. RefSeq names its product serotransferrin-2. Gene Ontology annotation, cellular component: recycling endosome; early endosome; plasma membrane. The coding region runs from base 85 to 2154 and encodes 689 amino acids. NCBI's taxonomy places the organism in Eukaryota, Metazoa, Chordata, Actinopteri, Siluriformes, Bagridae. Gene Ontology annotation, biological process: antibacterial humoral response; iron ion transport. The record is from RefSeq and is a predicted model, not a curated record. The transcript has 17 exons.
CCUGACUCCGCCCCUCAGCUCUAGGCUCUCUAUAAAGCUUCCCUCACUGUCACACACACUGUCUGCUGCAUCCAGGAGUCCAGCAUGAAGCUCUCCAGCAUCUGUGCCUUCCUGUCCUGCCUCGUCUUAGUGCAGGCAGAACAACGGAUCAAAUGGUGUUUAAAGUCAGAGGCGGAGUUGGGGAAAUGCAAGGAGUUAAAGUCUCUAGACUGCGUGAAGAAGGCAGGAACUCGGGAGUGUAUCGAAGCUGUUGGGAAAGGUGAAGCAGAUGCCAUCACUCUGGAUGGAGGAGAUAUCUACACAGCCGGUCUCCAUCCCCAUAACCUUCACCCCAUCCUGGCAGAACAUUAUAACACAGGGACCUGCUACUACGCUGUAGCUGUGGCAAAGAAAGGCACUGGCUUUGGCUUCAAUGAGCUAAUUGGGAAGAAGUCGUGUCAUACUGGUUUGGGGAAAACUGCAGGCUGGAACAUCCCCAUCGGGGCGCUCAUCAAAAACGAACAGAUUAAAUGGGGUGGCAUCGAUGACAAACCUCUGGAGGACGCGGUGGCAGAUUUCUUCUCUGAGAGCUGUGUGCCAGGAGCAACAAAUGCCAAACUGUGCAAGUUGUGUAAAAACAAUUGCCAGCGCUCUCACGACGAGCCGUAUUACGAUUAUGAAGGAGCUCUCCUGUGUCUGAAGGAGAGAAAUGCAGAUGUGGCGUUUGUGAAGCACCUCACAGCGCUCGAUAAGAAGGACGAGUAUGAGCUGCUGUGUCCAGACGGCACCAGGAAGCCUGUUGAUGAGUAUGAAACCUGCAACCUGGCCCAAGUUCCUGCUCAUGCCGUCGUCAGUCGCUUUGACAAAGAUCUGUCUGACCACAUCGAGUCGACUCUAUUGUCACUGAAGGAUAAGGGUCUGUUCUCCUCUGUGGGUCCUGAAAGAAACCUGAUGUUCAAAGACUCGACGUCGAAGCUGACGAGACUCCCAGAGGUCACCAACUCCUUCAUCUACCUGAAAGCAGAUUACUGGGACUCCAUCCACUCCCUCAGGAGAGAUAACACAGCUAGCGAGUCGUCCCAGGCUAUUAAAUGGUGUACAGUGGGAGUAAGUCAGAGGGCUAAAUGUGACUUAUGGAGCGGCAAAACUGCUGAUGAUGAAGGCAACACCAAGCUGCAGUGUGAAACCAAAGCUACAGUUCAGGACUGCAUCAAAGCCAUCCUGCUUCAUGAAGCUGAUGCUAUUGCAGUUGAUGGAGGAGAAGUGUACACUGCUGGGAAGUGCGGUCUGGUGCCGGUCAUGGUGGAGCAGUACGUUGCUGAAAAGUGUAAAUCUGAGUCAGAUAUCGUAAGGCCCUGUACUGAGUGUAAGUCCUUCCUCUCAUUCUGUGCCCCUAUAGGAGAAACCUCCUCCUAUUACUCUGUGGCUGUAGUGCGCAAGAGCUCCGGUGUGACCUGGGAAAAUCUGAGAGACAAAAAGUCAUGUCACACAGGCGUGGGACGAACCGCAGGCUGGAACAUUCCCAUGGGUCUCCUCCAUGAAAAAUACAAGAGUUGUGACUUUCCAACAUACUUCACUGCAAGCUGUGCUCCUGGUUCAGAUCCUGCAUCAAAUCUGUGUAAACUGUGUAAGGGAGACGCCACAAACAAAUGCAAAGCCAGUCAUGACGAGCCUUAUUAUGGCUAUGAUGGAGCCUUCAGGUGUCUGGCUGAAGGUGUUGGUGACGUGGCCUUCAUUAAACACACCACUGCAACAGAUAACACAGAUGGUAAUGGGCCAGCAUGGGCUAAGUCCUUCAAAUCAUCAGACUUCCAGCUCAUCUGCCCCGGAGGCUCUGCUGAAAUUACUGAAUACCAGACGUGUCAUUUAGCCCAAGUUCCAGCUCACGCCGUCAUCACUCAUGAAGGAAAACGAAAGGAGGUGGUGUCGUUCCUCAAGGACCAGCAGGAGAAGUUCGGUCCUUCUGGCUCAGACCCUGACUUCAGGAUUUUUGACUCUACAGAUGGAAAAUCACCGUUUAAAGAAGGCACCAAAUGUCUCCAGGAGGUAAAACAGAGCUAUGAGGAAUUCCUGGGACAAGAAUACUUAACCUCCAUAACAUCACUGCACGAAUGUCCAAAGGCCAAGUCCGAACUGGAGGAGGCCUGUUUCCAUACAAUUUGUACAGCAUCCUAAAAGGGUCCUGUUUGUCUUGGACACAUUACAAACAUCUGCCUGUAGAUUUCUCUCUCAUUGUUUUUGUUUUCUGAGCUUUUUGGAAUAAAUGGCAUCUGAGUGUGAUUUGCUUUUCCAUUCUUUAUUCAGAAGCUGUCUGAAAUAAAAAAAGAAAUGAUUAACAAAA